AUAUCUGUAUAUAAACUGGUCCUCGGGGAUUUGCCCUUCUCCUCAAGCAAGUGAAAUAAAGGCACAUACAGUACCCAUAGCCCUCUCCCGAUCCUGUCCGCGCCGAAGCAUAGAUUAAUCAUGCCGACAGUAAGUGUAAAGUGGCAAAAAGAGCUAUAUCCCAAUGUGGAAAUAGACACUAGCCAGUCCCCAUAUGUUUUCAAGUGCCAGCUCUACGACCUUACUGGAGUACCACCUGAAAGACAAAAGAUUAUGGUCAAAGGUGGUUUACUAAAGGAUGAUGCAGAUUGGUCAAAAUUAGGAGUGAAAGAGGGUCAAAAAUUGAUGAUGAUGGGAACCGCAGAUGAGAUUGUGAAGGCUCCAGAAAAGGGCCCUAUUUUUGCUGAAGACAUGCCAGAAGAAGAACUAGUUAUUCAUGUGGGACAUUCUGCUGGUUUAUUUAAUCUAGGAAACACCUGCUAUAUGAACUCAACAGUACAAUGCUUGCAUUCAGUCCCAGAGUUAAAGUCUGCUUUGAUAAAGUACCCUCGUCCAGUUAGAAGCAAUGAAGUGGACCAGACUUCUCAUUUAUUGACUGUUGCAACACGAGAUUUAUUUAAUGACCUUGACAAAAAUGUCAAGCCGGUAGCACCAAUGAGAUUUUUGACGGAAUUGCGGAAGAAAUAUCCUCAAUUUGCCCAGCUGCACAAUGGAGUUUACAUGCAGCAGGAUGCUGAAGAAUGUUGGACACAACUUAUAUACACCCUUUCACAAUCUCUCAAAUCUCCAAGUUCCAGCGAAGAUCCUGAUGCCGUGAAGAGACUUUUCGGUAUUGACCUAGUUAGCAGGUAUUUCUUGCACUCAGCUUGCUGUUUCUUAUCGUUCUCUCAUGUUGUUUCUUUUGUGCUCUUUCUUCUUGGUAACCUAAUAAGAAAUCAUAUUCAUAAUUCCAUUAGUUCUGUAGAGUUUCAACUUCGGUUUUAUAUUAUGGAGACACAAAUCAAUGGGGUUGUGGAACUUGUUUGUGGUCUGAAAUCGGAAUUGGAGAAGGCUUCUCCUUCUCUAGGGCGAAGUUCCUUGUACUUGAAGGAUUCACGCAUUAAUGAUUUGCCAAGAUAUUUGACUAUUCAAUUUGUACGUUUUUUCUGGAAAAGAGAAUCAAAUCAGAAGGCAAAAAUUUUGCGGAAAGUGGACUAUCCUUUGGAGUUGGAUGUCUAUGAUUUUUGCUCAGAUGAUCUUCGCAAGAGAUUAGAAGUUCCUCGCCGGAUUCUAAGAGACGAGGAGGGAAAGAAGCUUGGUCUAAAAACCAGUGAUAAGAACUCUGGUUCAACGGACAAUGAUGUCAAGAUGGCUGAGGCAGAGGCAUCAUCAAAUAGAAGUGGGAACUCGUCUAAAUCUGAAUCGGUUGAAGAUGCUCCCGAGAAAGAGAAGGCACUGACAGGAAUAUAUGAUUUGGUUGCUGUUCUGACACACAAGGGUAGAAGUGCUGAUUCUGGACAUUACGUUGCCUGGGUCAAGCAAGAAAAUGGGAAAUGGAUUCAGUUUGAUGAUGAUAAUCCAAUCCCACAGCGAGAAGACGACAUUACAAGGCUUUCUGGAGGAGGUGAUUGGCAUAUGGCUUACAUUUGCAUGUACAAAGCUCGCGUUGUUCCCAUGUAAUCUCUUCUUUAGUUCUAUUAAUCCAUUUGUUGUCUACGUCACAUUAUCUAUUCGUGUUUUUUCCAACUAAAUGAAGGCUUCUUGGCAUGUUUGUUCAGCUAUUUGAGGCAUAUUGACAUGUGGUCUUAUCUUUUUCUUCAAGCAUGUUUAGCACUCUUUCAUUUCUGUGGUCAUGUAUUAUGAAUUUGUGAA
Messenger RNA from Olea europaea var. sylvestris, 1830 nucleotides. Its product is annotated as ubiquitin carboxyl-terminal hydrolase 6-like. The transcript is spliced from 21 exons. Gene Ontology annotation, biological process: proteasome-mediated ubiquitin-dependent protein catabolic process; protein deubiquitination; regulation of proteasomal protein catabolic process. Bases 121 to 1638 code for a protein of 505 amino acids. The record is from RefSeq and is a predicted model, not a curated record. Gene Ontology annotation, molecular function: protein binding; cysteine-type deubiquitinase activity; proteasome binding. Lineage: Eukaryota; Viridiplantae; Streptophyta; Magnoliopsida; Lamiales; Oleaceae.